Messenger RNA from Pangasianodon hypophthalmus (striped catfish), 2784 nucleotides. RefSeq names its product fatty-acid amide hydrolase 1. The coding region runs from base 103 to 1842 and encodes 579 amino acids. Gene Ontology annotation, molecular function: amidase activity; fatty acid amide hydrolase activity. Gene Ontology annotation, biological process: fatty acid catabolic process. The transcript has 15 exons. The record is from RefSeq and is a predicted model, not a curated record. Lineage: Eukaryota; Metazoa; Chordata; Actinopteri; Siluriformes; Pangasiidae.
CGUGAGCGGGGCAGGCUGGAGCUCAGUGUGUGUGUGUGUGUGUGUGUGUGUGUGGAUAAUACUGAGUGUAGCAGGAGCAGGUUGGAGCAGAAGAGUCGAGACAUGGAUGGUGAGUGGAAGCGUGUAGUAGUGCCGCUGCUCUGUGCUGCUGGUGUGAGUGUUUUCCUGCUGAAAUGGACAGAACAGCAGAAGGUGAAGAGGAAACUCCAGAGAGCCAGAGAGAAGAGAGAGAAGGAGCUCGGACAGGCAGAGAAAGCCGUGAGCUGCUUUAAGACUCAGAACCCUGGUGUUGAUUUGAAUGCAAUCGUGACUCUCCCGCUGGCUGAGCUGAGUCAGCGGAUCAGACAAGGAUCUCUACAACCUGACGCUGUGCUCCAUGCCUACAUGGAAAAAGCUCUGGAGGUGAACAGGAAACUGAACUGUAGCACUGCUGUCCUCAUGGAGUGUUUGCAACAACUGGAAGACAUCGAGUCACACAAAGAGGGCCUUCUCUAUGGCAUUCCCGUCAGCAUCAAGGACAAUCUGAAUUAUGAGGGCUACGACUCUUCCUGUGGCGUGUUGACUAAGCUGGAUGAUCCUGCCGUUAAGGACAGUGUGGUGGUCUCAGUACUGAAGAAGCAGGGUGCAAUCCCCUUCAUCAAAACCAACAUCCCACAGGGUCUGCUCAACUAUGAAUGUAGUAACCCCAUAUACGGGAGGACGGUGAACCCCUGCAACCUCGAGAAGACGAGCGGCGGCUCUUCAGGAGGCGAGGGGGCUCUGAUCGCCGGAGGAGGAUCUAUUCUUGGUCUGGGAACCGACAUCGGAGGAAGCAUCCGCAUCCCAGCAGCCUUCUGUGGCAUCUGCGGCUUAAAACCCACAAACAACAGGAUAAGCGUGCAGGGACUCAGCUCAUGUGCCAAAGGCGGGAAGACGGCCCUGUCUGCUGUUGGUCCCCUGGCCCGUGAUGUGGAGAGUCUGGCUCUGUGUAUGAGAGCUUUACUCUGCACAGACAUGUUCACUCUGGACCCUACGGUUCCUCCGAUACCAUUCAAUCAGCAGGUGUACGAAAGCUCUGAGCCCCUGAGGAUCGGAUACUAUGAGAACGACGGGUAUCUUCAGCCGUCUCCAAGCAUGAGCAGAGCUCUACGAGAGACCAAAGAGCUCCUGGAAAAAGCAGGACACAUGCUGAUUCCGUUUAACCCUCCGCGGAUCUUCACCGCCUUCCAUGAGUACGUUCUGAAGGGAAACAUCGCAGACGCAGGCACCACGCUCCUACAGCACUUUAAGGGAGGUCCGGUCGAUCCUUGUCUGAAGCAUCAGGUGUCACUCUGUGGGCUUCCUCUGUUUGUGAAGAGGAUGAUCUCGCUGCUCCUCAGACCCAUCUAUCCACGCAUGGCUGCAGCUAUACACUCCCUCUGCGGAGUCGGCAGUGCAGCAGAACUGUGGAAGCAGCACAAAGAGGUUGAGGAUUAUAUCCAUGAGACGUUAGCUGAAUGGAGGAAGCUGGAGCUGGACGUUCUGCUCUGCCCCAUGCUGGGACCAGCCUUCAACUUUAGCUACCCUGGAAAACAGACCAGCGCUCUGAGUUACACUGCGCUGUACAACGUGCUCAACUUCCCUGUCGGAGUCGUUCCUGUCACUGUGGUCACAGCCGAGGAUGAAGAUGAGCUGAAACACUACAGAGGGAACUUUGGAGAUAUUUGGGACAAAACCUUUGUCAAGGCCAUACGAGGUGGUGUGGGUCUGCCAAUAGCAGUGCAGUGUGUGGCUCUGCCCUGGCAGGAAGAGAUGUGUUUACGCCUUAUGAGAGAAGUGGAAAAGCUCUGUGCCAAGAACAAACACUCCAACAUAAACCACUGAACACACACACACAAACACACAUAUUUGUUAUAUGCAUUACCUUAUCCUUGACCAGAAGCCUCCUUUUUUUUUUAUUUUGCACUGGAGCUACAUGGCUAACAUAAUGGAAGUAAUGGAAGGAUACCUAAGAGUUUAGAAGUGUGUGCACUAGUAAAUAUUGAAAUCAUCUCCACAGUCACGUCGAUUCAAACAGCAUUGUUGAGUUGUUCUGUGUUUUAAAUAGUUGUGUUCAUGUGGUGUCUGACACUGUCUUACACUUUUACUUAUAAAAAAAUGGACAAAAGGACAUCACUGAGGUGAAAAGAGUGAAUCAUCUUUACGUCUAACUGUUACAAAGCACUGACACUGGAGACUCCUUCCAUAAAUGUUAAAUAAAUGUCUCCUUUUUUUGUUAAAUAAUUUAUUAUUUGACGUCGAUUAUGUAGGUCCCUGUGAAUGAGCUGUUACUAUAGAAACGAUAACGUAUUAGAACAAGCGCAUUAAUAUAAACCUGUGAUUUAUAUUAAAGCCACAACUGCUGAGCUGCUGUUGUAGGAAAUUAAUCAACACCUUCUGAUCGGGUCAGUUUUGAUAAUUCAACAGUGAUGUGGUAUCAUUAAUUGUAAUACACAAUCUGUUUAUGUGUAAAUGCUUCUAUCGAGUCAAGUGUGUGGUGAUGUGAAGACCAAAUCUUACAGAGCUCAGAAGCACUUAAAUAUUCAUCUGACUGUUUGUGUAUUUAUUCAUUCAAUCACAUUCAUUCAAGUAGGUUCACUUGAUUUACAGAUGUGGUUGUGAGGAAAAACUCACAAUAUGCUCUUAAUAUUAACAACUUAAUAUUACGCAUAUCGCUCUAACUGUGAAAACGGAUUUUGUGUGCUAUUAUUUUGAAAUGUUACUAGGAGUCACUUUCAAACAAAGACAUGUUUAAAUAAAGAGUGUAUGUGCAAUUUUUUACUACUA